Messenger RNA from Pneumocystis jirovecii RU7, 408 nucleotides. RefSeq lists its product as uncharacterized. Gene Ontology annotation, cellular component: intracellular membrane-bounded organelle; endoplasmic reticulum membrane. Bases 1 to 408 code for a protein of 135 amino acids. Gene Ontology annotation, molecular function: heme binding. NCBI's taxonomy places the organism in Eukaryota, Fungi, Ascomycota, Pneumocystomycetes, Pneumocystales, Pneumocystaceae. The transcript has 4 exons. The record is from RefSeq and is a predicted model, not a curated record.
AUGGAAGUAAAAAAUAUUGAUAUUGAUUCGUUGCAGAAAAUAGAUGUUUCAGAAGUUGCUAAACAUGCUAGUCGGAAUGAUCUGUAUAUGGUUAUUCAUAAGAUGGUAUAUGAUAUUAGUCGAUUUAUAAGUGAGCAUCCAGGUGGAGAAGAAGUAUUACUUGAUCUUGCAGGUCAAGAUGCCACUGAUGCUUUUGAAGAUGUUGGACAUUCAGAUGAGGCCAGGGAUAUUUUAAAAAAUUUUCUUGUAGGAAAACUAGAAGGAGUGAUUGAACAACCUGGAUUUACAGUAAAUUCGCAUACAUUCGAGAGUAAAAACAGUUUUAGCUCGAAGAUAUAUCUUGGAGCAGUUAUUGUUGCACUUUUAGCACUUGCAAUAUAUGUGUCUGUCUCUAAAGCAUUUAUAUGA